Messenger RNA from Spirometra erinaceieuropaei, 246 nucleotides. The record is from the annotation of a GenBank genome assembly. Lineage: Eukaryota; Metazoa; Platyhelminthes; Cestoda; Diphyllobothriidea; Diphyllobothriidae.
AUGGCUAGUAUAAGAUGUUCCGAAACCUGUUCUCAAACGGACACAGAUAGCGUGGUUAUGCAAAGAAAUAAUAUAUGCUAUGGUAAUGAUGAUGAUGAUGAUGAUGAUGAUGAUGAUGAUGAUGAUGAUGAUGAUGAUGAUGAUGAUGAUGAUGAUGAUGAUGAUGAUGAUGAUGAUGAUUUUAUUGAAUGCCAGUUUACAGGCGUUGUCAAGGGAAGCGUUAAACGCAUAUCCCACCAGCAGUGA